AUGAACUGCGUGUCAGAUUUCUUCACCUACGAGACCACCAAGUCGGUGGUUGUGAAGAGCUGGACCAUUGGGGUCAUCAACCGGGCAGUCCAGCUUUUGAUCAUCUCCUACUUCGUGGGGUGGGUUUUCUUGCACGAGAAGGCUUACCAGGUGCGGGACACAGCCAUUGAGUCCUCGGUCGUCACCAAGGUGAAGGGCUUUGGACGCUAUGCCAACAGAGUCAUGGACGUGUCUGAUUAUGUGACCCCACCCCAGGGCACCUCUGUCUUUGUCAUCAUCACCAAGAUGAUAGUCACUGAAAACCAGAUGCAAGGAUUCUGCCCAGAGAGCGAGGAGAAGUACCGCUGUGUAUCAGACAGCCAGUGCGGGCCUCAGCGCUUCCCGGGUGGGGGGAUCCUCACCGGCCGCUGUGUGAACUACAGCUCUGUGCUCCGGACCUGUGAGAUCCAGGGCUGGUGCCCCACCGAGGUGGACACAGUGGAAAUGCCUGUCAUGAUGGAAGCCGAGAACUUUACUAUUUUCAUCAAGAACAGCAUCCGUUUCCCCCUCUUCAACUUUGAGAAGGGAAACCUCCUUCCCAACCUGACAGCCGCCGACAUGAAGACGUGCCGCUUCCACCCUGACAAGGCCCCCUUCUGCCCCAUCUUGCGGGUGGGGGAUGUGGUCAAGUUUGCAGGGCAGGAUUUUGCCAAGCUGGCCAGCACGGGCGGAGUCCUAGGCAUUAAGAUCGGCUGGGUGUGUGACCUGGACAGGGCCUGGGACCAGUGCAUCCCCAAAUACUCCUUCACCCGGCUCGACAGCGUCUCGGAGAAGAGCAGCGUCUCCCCAGGCUACAACUUCAGGUUUGCCAAGUACUACAAGAUGGAGAAUGGCAGUGAGUACCGCACACUCCUGAAGGCUUUUGGCAUCCGCUUUGACGUGCUGGUGUACGGGAACGCUGGCAAGUUCAACAUCAUCCCCACCAUCAUCAGCUCUGUGGCAGCCUUCACGUCUGUGGGAGUGGGGACUGUCCUCUGUGACAUCAUCCUGCUCAACUUCCUCAAGGGGGCCGACCAGUACAAAGCCAAAAAGUUUGAGGAGGUGGACGAGACAAUGCUGAAGGUCACUGCCUCGGCCCACCCAGUGUGCCCCAGCGACCAGACCACCGAGGAGAAGCAGUCCACGGAUUCGGGGGCCUACUCCAUCGGCCACUAAGGCCUCUUCCAGGGCCCCAGGCUCACCCUUGGGCUCCAGGCCUCCCGAUAGGGCAUCCCACCCGGGUGAGGGAGGAUGGAAAGGGGCG
Messenger RNA from Neomonachus schauinslandi (Hawaiian monk seal), 1282 nucleotides. It is a transcript of the gene P2RX3, whose product is annotated as purinergic receptor P2X 3. Gene Ontology annotation, biological process: monoatomic cation transmembrane transport; response to ATP. The record is from RefSeq and is a predicted model, not a curated record. The transcript has 12 exons. Bases 1 to 1194 code for a protein of 397 amino acids. Gene Ontology annotation, cellular component: nuclear inner membrane; plasma membrane. NCBI's taxonomy places the organism in Eukaryota, Metazoa, Chordata, Mammalia, Carnivora, Phocidae. Gene Ontology annotation, molecular function: purinergic nucleotide receptor activity; extracellularly ATP-gated monoatomic cation channel activity; ATP binding.